UUUUAUACCACAUUUAAUAUUUGUAAAUGUGGUAUAAAAUAGUGUCAUCACACAAAGAGUUACUAAGGUGAUGAUCUUGUUAAUGAUUAUCCACAACUGGCUCGAUAUCUUAUCUGAGCUCUCCACUCACCACUCAGUCUUCUGAAGCUGCAACUCGGAGGCAAUGUCCACUCACUUGGAUUUUUGUUCUGGCUUUUCUUGAUAUAUUCCAUAGCAGCUAGAAUGGCUGGUUUAUAUGCCUUGACAUUUCCGUUGAGUGUUUUUGUUAUUUUCUUCACUUUUCCUGACUCAAAUUUAGGAUUGUUGUCCGACUACAAGAUUUGUGGUGGAUCUGGAUGUGAAAGUCCCAUGAGCAGGGUUCAGGCCAUUGUGGACCACCGAGGAAAAGACUGCCGUUUCCUUAACUUCCAGAAAGGAGAAAUAAUCACUGUUUACCACAAACUUACGGGGAAAAGAGAUGACCUGUGGGCAGGCAGUAUCAAUCAAAACUUUGGAUAUUUUCCAAAGGAAGCAGUAAAGGAAGAUCACAUUUACACCAGUGAAGAGAAAAUAUUUGAAACACAGACGUCUGAUUUCAUCUGUAUGGAUGAGUUGGUCUAUCCUGUGGACUCCAGUCAUUGGGAUAUUGAGAAUGAUCACAGGGAAACAGAUCAGCAGACAACCACGCAGAUGGACGUGACAAAGACCGAAAAUCAAUCGGAAGAAUCUGUUGCCGUUGAAAAUCAAUUGCAGGAAGUUAUUGAGGAGCUGGACAAACAAGGUGGGUUGAAGUCUUCUUCCUGGCUGAGUCCUUCAAGAUGGUUAGGUUUUACAAAGGAGGAGGAACCUGAGGACAAGGAGACAAAUGGUAAUAUAGUUGAGAUACAAGCUCAUGAAUCAACCUCCUCGCCAGUGGAGAGUGAAGAACACAAAAUGGGAGCCACAGAGUUGCUUACGUCUACUGUCUCUGACUGGAUUGGCUUUGGACGAAAUGAUGGACAAAAGCAUGAAGAUUUCACCAAAAACAAUGACGACAUCAAAGAAGAAAGAAGUAAAACUGCAUACAAAGGCAGAAAAAUUAAUCUGGAGCUUGAUGACAAUCACUUGCAGGAAGAGAAGAACGAGAUGGGAACAUUUGCCUGGCUAGGUAACGGGCUCUCAAGCAAACUUGGAUUAGGUGACAGCAAUCCAGGUCUGACAGAUUUUGUCAACGAAAACAAAGAAACAAAGGAUAGCACAUCAGAGCAAAGACCAAGCUCCUGGUUUGGUUUAGGAAUCGAAGAUAUGUUACCCUUUCGCAAAGAUGAAACUGCAGAAACUGAAUCUGCUCAGGAGGAAGCAAAACCAGGGGCUGCAGAUACGUCUGGUUCUGGUGAAUCUUUGACUGAAGCUGUCAGCCAACUUGGAAAUAAUCAAGACAUGACAAAUCGAGAGGAUAAUAUAGCACAAUUUGUAACAGCAGCCGGUGAUAAACCACAUAAUGUGGCUACUGAAAAAAUAUAUAAUUCGGAAAAGUUAAAUCACGGUGUUAGCUUAGCUGGUUCAACAGAUGAUGAAGUGAAAUUAGAAGCUAUUGCUGAUUCAGAAGGCAGUGAGGAAACCAAACAGAUGAAUCCCAGAAAUAUUGACCACAGUAAUGGAGCCAUCUCUCCCAGUGAUUCUUCAGUCACAGAAAACAAAGCUACAAACGUCUUAAGUGAUGAUGUUGUAACACUAGCCCAAAGCCACAAUGAAGCUUCUCAGAAGCUGCAGAUGACACCACAGGAAACAGACAACAAGGAGGAGAAUGUUCAAGAGACAGAUAACAGUUUUGGAUCGGGUACAACUCUGAUAAAAACAGAGGAGAAACACAAAGAGAAACCUUUUCAGGUUGAAGAAACGGGGGUCACAGACGAGCAGGAAAAAGCAGUGCAAGAUAAAGGGUUUAAACUUAAAGAAGAAGAAAGAAAUGUGGAAUUAGGACAUGAUGAGAGCGAGAUAUUGUCUAAAGAAGAGUCUGAAGAAGAGAGAGAAGAGAAGCCAGAGUUGAAUGGAGAUGAGCAGGAUAAAAUGAAUGUCUUAGAAGAAAGACAUAGUCAAGAAGGACUAAAAGAUGAUCAUGAGGAGCUGGAGAUUCAGGAGGAAGGAGAUAAGGUGGACAGUGGGAUAGUAAAUGAUACCAAACUAGAGAUUAUGCAGACGCAAGUAGGAAGUAAUCUAACUGAAAUAAACUAUAAUAGAAUAGAACAUGAUGAAGAUUUAAAGAAGGAAGACCAAGAGGGAGCAAUGAAGGCAUCACAAAAGGAAGUUAAAGAUGAUGUUGAGCUGGGUCAAGCCCAAACUGAAAUGAUCAAGACAGACAAGGAAAACGAGAACAUCGAGAUGAAGCAUGAAAAUAGUUUGGUGGUGAUUCAAGGGCAAGAUGUUGGUGGCUUCAGUCGAGAAGAGGAGAAGGAGAUCAGCACAGACACUCGGAUUCAGGACAAUAGGGAAGAAGAUAAGAAACUUGUGAACCAGGACUGCAAAGGUCAACAAGAGCAAAUAGAUGAAAGAGAAGAGCAGAUUGAGAUGCUAAAUGAAGAGAAACAAGAGAGCGAUAUAGAUCUAGAAGGAUGUAUUACAGAAGAGGAGAAGCAAGAGGAGAUUAAAAAUGGCAAGGGGCCCCAGGAAGAAGCAGAGGAUGACCAGAUAGAGCAAAGAGAGAAAGCAGAGCCAGUUGGCACAGGGGGAGAUGAACCGGAGAUGAAAGAGGAGAAAAAACAGGAACUGCCAAGUGUACCAGAGGAGACACAGGAGGAAGGGCUUGAGGGGAAAUUAGAUACAGCAUUGGAGAAUCAAGAACUGGAAGAAGAGGAACAGCUGGUCAAUCAACAGACGGAACCGGAUGAACGAGAGCCAGAUGAGGUGGAGAAUGCAGAUUAUUGGCUGGUAAAGGAAGAUAAUAUCCUGGACACAGUGGAAAACGGAGAGACUGAAAUGUUGAUGAAAGAGGAAGAAAGUAAAAUUAAAGUGCAUGAGAAGAAUGUGAAGGACUCAAAAAUGAAGAUUGAAGAAUUGCAAAUUACUGAAGAAAGCAAGAAGGAGGUAGAAGAGAAGGAAAUGCAACAGGAAGAGCAGAACAUUACGGUUGGUGUGAACAUUACAGUUGAGAAUGAUGAGGAGCAGGAGGCACGGUAUUUUAGAGACGAGAUUGAACCAGGCGAAACAGAUGUCAAAGAAGUCAGUGGCCAGGGGCAUACUAUAGUGAAGGAGCUGGUGACACAAGUGGACACUGCAGAGCAGGAGACACACGUGGAAUGGGAAGAAGAGGAAGUAGUGAGGGAAAAGCAGUUUAUCGUGGAAAAGCUGGUAGAAGAAUUCAAAGAAACACCGGAACAAAAAGACACAAAUAAGAGUGACACUGAAGUGCAGGACACUGAAGCAGGACAAGCGAUGAAAGAUGAGGACGAGGAAAAUCAGGUAGAGGGAAACAAAAACAGAUACGAAGGGAAAAUAGAGAAUAAUCAAGAGGUACAGCUGGAAAAGGACACCCCACAAGAUGAAGCAAGAAAUGACCCCAAAAGAGUCUCACCAAAUGACAUUGAGCAAUCUGUGUAUGAUGAGUCCAAUGAGAAUGAAAUAGGAGACGAUGUGAAUGUACUAGGUGAGACAGUGACCAAUGUAGCUGACAGCAACUUGGGUCAAGUUUCGCAUCUGUCAGACGAAGAUGACAGUGGAACAUUGGGUGCUCUGGGUCUGUUCAAACAUGCUAUCUCUUAUUUUGGUGGAUCAUCAGAUACAGAAAUUAGCAAACCACCAGAACCUGAUUUGACUUUGGAAACAGAUUCAGGGCCAAAGACAGAGUUGGAGUCCGAACAAGACUCAACAACUAGUUAUACUCACCUUUCACCAACACCUUCCAACCCAAGUAAUCCACCUCCAGAGAUAGAAAGAGCCAACAAAGCAAUCUUCACACAAUACAGGAGUCUCUUGGCACACAUGAGCGUGGAUGAGAUGAAGGUUCUGAUAGAACUUUUUGGACAAACCAAACUCCAGUUCUUGGACUUCAUCAUGGGCCAGUCAGAGAAUGUGAUUGAUGAGAAUGAUAAAACCAUUAUGUCAGACAUAGAAACCCUCCUUCAAUACCAUGAAGAAAGUUUGGUGGCUCCUAACAAGGUUGACAACAGAGAAACAGCCACACACGUGAUUGCCCUUCAGAAACUCCAAAUACUGUUGGAUAGGGUGAGAGAUAUGUUCAGCACCAGAACUCCAGACAUCAAAAGGGAAGACCACCAAGUCAGUUGUGUUGGUGAUAACUGCCAGUCAAACAGCAAAACUAAGACUCCAAGCAACAAGGACAAGUCAAAAAUGGAGAAUGAUGAGCGUGCAGAAGAACACAUAGGACAAAAUGAGGAAGCAGAAAAACAGAAAGAGAACAUGAAAAGUACAGGAAGUGACUCUUUCUCUCAAGCCAUGGAAGAGUUUACGAAGAAGAUUUUGGACAUGAUAGUACAUAUUUCUGGCGACACAUCUGCACAUGUUGAUGUGGUGGAACAAUUCUUUUUAAAGGUUGUGUUGGCUUUGCCUGAUGACAUCCGCCCUGGGCCUGAUCUAUAUGGAGUACCAUGGGAGCCAGUAAUCGCCACCAGUCUGUUGGGUUUUUUAACAAUGCUUCUCUUUACUUGCCGAUGUUAUAGUUCAGUAAAAAGCAGAAUGAAUAGAAGCAAAGAGCAGUGGAUGGCCAGUCAAGUUGCUCAGAUGCUGGAUGAGAAGUGUAAAGUGCUUGAGACAUUCAGUAAAUAUCAGGAAGAGUACAAUGAGCUGGAGGACUUGCUCAGAGGUAAUGGAAUGUUAGCCCAAACUCAAAAGUCCAAACAUUUGCAGGUUAAAGCCAAGCAACUGGAAAAGGCUAAAACUGAGAUGGAUGGAAAUCUUGCACAGCUUAAGGAACAACUAGAUCAACAGAGAGAACACAGACUGGAACAAGAAAGAAGGAUUGCAGUGCUUGAGAUGAGCUUGAAAACAUUUGAAGAAGAAAAUAAAGAGAUCCAGUCACUUGAAGAACAGGCACAAACGACCCUCAAGGUUUAUGAUAUGAAUAGUGACAGAAAACAAAGAACCCUCGAAAGUGCUGCAGAAGAAAACACACUGCUACAGGAAAGCAAUGCUCAGUUGAGGCAGCAGGUGGAAGGUUGGGCCGAGCGUGUGAGCGAAUUAGAAGAACAGAUGAGAAGAUGUGAAGUCAUCUACUCCGGAAUGGUGCAGGAUGUGGCCAACAAGGAUGAGCGUAUAACGGCUUUGACUGAUCGUCUUUUAAGAAUGAAAGUUUGGGAUUCAGACCUGGAAUGUGACGAAGAGAAGGAGACGUCUAAUGGGACAGCUGAUAGGGGAGAGGAACAAGGCGAAAUUCAGAUCCAGAAAGUCCAGAAACUAAUUUAUGCUGCAAAGCUAAAUGCUGACCUCAAGUCAGUGGACGAAGACAAGGAUAGGGUGUUUGCCAAACUGAACGAUGAGGUCAAAGCAAAAGAGGACCUAGAAGUGAGCAUUGAAGAGAUGGAGAAGGAGAAGCUUUCUAUGCAGACAGACUCUGAGCACUACUCCGAACAGGUGCAGAAGUUACAACAGAAACUCCAGAUUAUGACAGAAAUGUACCAGGAGAAUGAGCUCAAGCUCCACAGGCUACUGACAGUGGAGGAGAAGGAGCGUCUGCAGAAAGAGGAGAAGCUGAACAAAGCGGACAAAAACAUUGCCCUGGCCAUCGAGGAAGUCAAAAAUUACAGGCACCGUGCAGAAGAGAUGGAAGAGGAACUGGAGAAAACCAAACAGUCAUAUCAGACGCAAAUAUCCGCGCAUGAGAAAAAAGCUCAUAACAACUGGCUGGCAUCUCGGGCAGCAGAACGAGAGCUGACAGACAUCAGGAGAGAGAAUGCCCUCAUCAGACAAAAGCUAACAGACACGCAGUUCAAAUUGGAUGCCCUCGAUAAAGACCCCUAUGCCUUGGACACUCUGGCUAGACCAUUGCCUUAUAGAGGAGAGCGGUCGCCCUUUGGUCCUUCUCCUCUUGGUCGGCCUGCAUCUGAGACCAGAACGUUUCUUUCUCCUCCCACGUUAAUGGAGGCUCCACCCCCACGACUUUCUCCAAGAAUGCCUGGUGUUCCACCGGAGCCCCAGGUCCAAGGAGAAAGAGAAGGCAGUGGUCCACACUCAGACAGCAGCUCAAUCUCACCUACAUGGGAGAGAGAUCGAAGGGGGCCUCCACCAGGACCUCUUGGGCCAAUGGGACCUCCGGGCUACUUGCUGCCUGAGCCAGGAGGUCCUGUGUACAGAAGACCCCUACCUCCUCCUGGGGUAAUGGGACCUCUUCCUCCUCCAGGCCCCCACCCACUUGGCCUUCCUCCACCACAUCUACGGGGUCCCCCAGGACCCCCCCAUCCUGCUGACAUGGCAGUCCGUCCAGAUGGCUCAUUCAGAGAAAACAGCUUUGGACCUGGAGACCUGAAUCACAGAGAGAUUGGUCUUCCUGAUCGAAGGACGCCGCCUGAUGCAGAUAUGAGACCUGGUGGAUUUCCUCCUCCCAGGCCUCCUAUGGGACCAAUGGAUGGACCCUUUCCUCGCAGGGGUCCUUAUGGACCUCCACCUCCUGAUUUCUACCCACCCAGGGGGCCAGGAGGAGCUCCAAUGAUGCCUAUGUGGACUCCUCCUCAUCCAGGGAUGAUGAUGCCUCCUCGAUUCCCUCCAGACGGACCUCCUCCACCUCACAUGCCACCCUAUGGCCCCCCUGUACGCCAUCUACCACCAGAAGGUCUCCCACCUCCCUCUGUGGGUCCUCCUCCUCCCCAGGCAUCUCUUCCUCCACAACCACACAGCCAGUCGCCAGACGAGCACAUGCCAUCUCCUCAGGAUGUCAUUUAACGCUACAGUUUUUCUCCUUUUUUUUUCCAUAUGAGGAAAUAGAUGGAUGGAUGGGUGUACUGGUAUAGAUUCAAGAGAAAUCAAGGGGCAGUUUGUCAUUCUGACUGCAUCCCAUUAUGUGCCAUGUGGUGGAUAAAUUCACCAGCAGCAAAGCAGACUAUCAGUUUCCACAUGUUUGUGCAAAAUGUCGACACUUGAAUGAGAUAUGAGGCAAGAGGAUUUCACCAUAGGUCAAGUCUUGUAUAUACAGGAAAAUGGCUUGACCGUGGUGAAGACUCGUAUGAGAGAAGUAAUCAAACAGCAUAAUCUAGCUGUAGACACACUUCUCCAUGAUUUAUUUAUUUUAGUAAUGUGUCAUUACUUGAAUUGUAUUCCACCCAAUGGCCUUAUUUCAACCAUGUGACCCAUUUUCUUUCGACAUCAAUAGUUUUCCCAAUUAUUUGUGUUGCUGAAAAUACAGCAGAGGUGUUUAUUGACUGGAAGUGAGGCUCCCAACUUUUAGAGCCAAAAUGAAUUUUGUAAAAAGUGUAUAAAAAAUAAAAAUAAAGAGUAAAUAGAUGAUCACUACUUCAAGUCUUAGCCCAAUGUUUAAGUAGAAUAUCUGGUUUGACUGGAUUACUACAGUAACCAGUACAAUAUUUUUUUUAUAUUGGUUACAAAUAUGUUGAACUGUGGUGUUAAUGAAAACGGGUAAAUAUCCCUUGUGGUCCCUUGGAGGUAAAGGGAGUCAAGAAUCCAGCUUCUGAUCCCUGAUUUUCAGAAGAAGGCCUACAUCAAGUUGCUUUCAUUUCAAGUAUUCAAUGGACGUAAACAAUGCCACUAUUUCUAAAACAGUUUUAUUGAGAAAACAUCCAAUUUAUCACCAGCCAAGACUUCACCUGACACAUAUCACACUAGCAAAGCAAUGCGUUACCAGAACAUGAAGAAAACAUAAGUAAAACGUAAAGAAAAUGUGUCUGCUUGCCCAUGAACGCUAACAAUCCUCUGUGGUGGUGGUUCGGUACAACGGUAAAAACAGAACAAAUCACUUCCAUUAAGGAAGAUCAUGUAAGUAGAGGUAUGUUUGUUUCUAUAUAAAAUGGAAUUGUAUAGAAAAGAGGUAGAUAUGGAAACCCGAUAAAGGGUUGUUUUUUUUUGUAAAAACUAACUUGUUAUCUUCCUUUUUUGUACUUAUUGGCAUGUUUCUCACACAAUUUUAAAUGUAAUAUAGAUCCACUGCACCAAUUAGUUAACCUUCCUCACUAUGCUGGACGUUUGGCAUGUUUUGGGCACUUGCUCUAUACUAUUCCUGCUCAGCUCUGACAAUAGCCAUUCACAUGUUCCAAAUGAAGGCAAAAUAACUUUAUUGGCACUAAGAUGCUUGCAAAAAAAUAAUGAAAUAACCAUAUAAAAGAGUGACUCUGAAAGUGACAUAACUGACUUCAUUUUUUGCCCAUUUUUGAUAGAAAUUAAUAUAAAA
Molecule: messenger RNA, 8308 nt
Organism: Synchiropus splendidus (mandarinfish)
Lineage: Eukaryota; Metazoa; Chordata; Actinopteri; Syngnathiformes; Callionymidae
Gene: mia2
Product: CTAGE family, member 5
Exons: 28
Coding region: 223-6849 (2208 amino acids)
Biological process (GO): protein secretion; endoplasmic reticulum to Golgi vesicle-mediated transport; vesicle cargo loading
Cellular component (GO): endoplasmic reticulum exit site; endoplasmic reticulum membrane
Molecular function (GO): protein binding
Source: RefSeq, a predicted model, not a curated record